AUGUCCGGACAUAUUGGUGGUGUCCGAAAACUUAUAUCCACCAUUGAACCAAAAGCCAUUUAUGUGCACUGUGCCAGUCAUUCAUUAGAUCUUGCAAUUUGUGAUGCUUGUGGUGACAGGAAUAUCCAAAUAUUUUUCGGUACAGUUAAAACAAUUGUAAAAUUUAUUAGAUCCUCACCUAAAAGGCAAAACUUAUUGAAGAAUGCAAUAACAGCUACACAUUGUGAUACAAAACGACAAAAAUUAUCAAAAUUAGUUGAACAUCGUUGGGUGGAAAAACAAACUUCGAUUUUAGUCUUUAAACAAUUCUUUUCUAGUAUAAUGGUAGCACUUGAAUAUAUGAUUGAAAAUGGUGAUUCAGAGACAAGUGCUAAUUCUCGGGCUUAUUUAAAAUCUAUAACAGAUUUAGAUUUUAUUAUUUGUUUAUUUGUUGUUUCACGUGUAUUUACAAUAUUAAAACCAUACACAGAACUGCUUCAAAGUAAGAAUUGUGAAUUAACUCAAUGUUAUGAUAAUAUUCAAGAUGUAGCUACACAUCUUGCUGAAUUGAAAUAUAAUGAAAAGAAAUUCGAUGAACUUGUUAAUGAAUUGGAUAUUUUCUUACAUGAUAAUGAUAUUACGUGCACAAUUCCACGAACAAAUAAGUUUAAAAAUGUUACUGAUUAUCUAAGACAUACUUAUGAAAUAUUUGUCGAAACAACAUUGUCAGAAUUAGACACAAGAUUCAGCAAACAUCAGAAGGAUAUAGUUAAUAUUAUUAAUUUAUUACCUUCAACUGUUGUUGAUAAAACAUUAAUUGAUGUAAAUAAUAUAUUUGAAUUUUAUCAAAGUGAUUUACCAUCGAACAAUAUUGAUGUUGUAAAAGCUGAAUUUGAGUUGUGGCAACACAAAUGGAAGAAAACUCCAGCAAAUGAAAGACCAUCAAAUAUUUUUACUACUUUAGAUGUACUUCUUCCAAUUAAAUCAUUUUUUCCUAACUUAAAUUGUUUGUUUGAAAUAUUUGCAAUACUACCAGUGACUGUUGCAACAGCAGAAAGGUCAUUUUCCACGAUGAAAAGAAUAAAAACAACGCUUCGAAAUAGUAUUGGUGAUAAACGUUUGAGCGAUCUUGCUUUAAUUCAUGUUCAUCGUGAUGUUGCAAACAACUUAAAUGUAGAACAUGUAAUCGAUGUGUUUUCCAAGAACAAGAGGCGAAUCAAUUUCGCCAAACCAUAA
Messenger RNA from Rotaria sp. Silwood2, 1215 nucleotides. NCBI's taxonomy places the organism in Eukaryota, Metazoa, Rotifera, Eurotatoria, Philodinida, Philodinidae. The record is from the annotation of a GenBank genome assembly.